Podarcis lilfordi (Lilford's wall lizard) is the source of this 530-nucleotide messenger RNA. NCBI's taxonomy places the organism in Eukaryota, Metazoa, Chordata, Lepidosauria, Squamata, Lacertidae. The record is from the annotation of a GenBank genome assembly.
CCAAUACGAGUCCCCUAUUCUUCACGCGUCUUCGAAGGCGGCCGCAUCCCCACGUGCUGCGGGACCCGCCGCCACGCGGGUCGCCGCCCCCGCCCCCUUCAUUUGCAUCUCCGCGCCUUCCCCGCUCCCCAUUGGCCGGCGGCGCGCGCGCGCGCGCUGCUUUUCCCACGCCCGCCUCGGCCCCGCCCCUUUCUUUCUUUUCUCUCCCCCGGGCCACGCCCCUCGGGGUGACGUCAGCCGGCGGAGGCUCGGGGAAUGACAUCACCUGCGAGGGUGGCCGCUCGGAGCCCGAGAGGGAGCGCGGAGCCGCAGUCUCUCUCUCUCUCUCUCUCCCCCUCCCUCUGCAAGCCGGGCAUCCUCCUCUUUUCUCCCCCGCGCCCCCUUUUCGGCUGGGAGGGGAGAGCCCGGAGGGGGUCCGGCGUGGGGGUGGGCAGGAGGAGGACCGGGGGGGGGCUGCCGGACCGGGCUCCAUGCGCCUUCCCCAGCCAGGCGAGGAUGUGAGCCGCGGGAGCAGCUCGGCGGCGGACCAG